GCCGGCCCUAGGCGGCGAGCGCAAGGCGGAGUUUUCCCAGACGCCAUUUUCUCUUCCCGCGACCGAGGCCGCUCUCGCCCCGCUUUGCCGCCUCUCGCCGUCUCCGCCGCCGCCCUCCUCACAGCUCCCUCCUGGCAGGCUCCUGAAGCAAUAGGCUGUUGGGUUUUGAUCCCGCCCAGAAACACUCGAGUUUUGCUCUGCAAGGAUAUAUAAUACCGGUUUUAUCUGCCCACCUAAGAAUAAAAGGUAAUGGAGACUGAACAACAGGAGGAGACCUUUACCAACACAGAGACAAAUGACCUGUCUACAGGCAAACGUCCUGCAGAAGAUAUGGAAGAAGAACAGGCCUUCAAAAGAUCUCGAAAUACAGAUGAGAUGGUUGAAUUACGCAUCCUGCUUCAGAGCAAAAAUGCUGGAGCAGUGAUUGGAAAAGGUGGCAAAAAUAUUAAGGCACUUCGUACAGACUACAAUGCCAGUGUUUCAGUCCCAGACAGCAGUGGCCCCGAGCGCAUCUUGAGUAUAAGUGCAGAUAUAGAGACAAUUGGAGAAAUCUUGAAGAAGAUUAUCCCUACUUUAGAAGAGUAUCAACACUACAAAGGCAGUGACUUUGACUGCGAAUUAAGACUUCUAAUUCACCAGAGUCUGGCAGGAGGAAUUAUUGGUGUCAAGGGUGCUAAAAUCAAAGAACUCAGAGAGAACACUCAGACCACCAUUAAGCUCUUCCAAGAGUGUUGUCCUCAUUCCACUGACAGAGUGGUGCUUAUUGGAGGAAAACCGGAUAGAGUUGUGGAAUGUAUCAAGAUUAUCCUGGAUCUUAUCUCUGAGUCUCCAAUUAAAGGACGGGCCCAGCCUUACGAUCCCAAUUUCUAUGAUGAAACAUAUGACUAUGGUGGCUUCACAAUGAUGUUUGAUGAUAGAAGGGGACGUCCUGUAGGAUUUCCAAUGCGUGGAAGAGGAGGUUUUGAUCGAAUGCCUCCUGGUCGUGGUGGACGACCUAUGCCUCCAUCAAGAAGAGACUAUGAUGAUAUGAGCCCUCGCAGAGGACCUCCACCACCUCCCCCAGGUCGUGGGGGCAGAGGUGGCAGCAGAGCUCGUAAUCUUCCUCUUCCUCCUCCGCCACCUCCUCGUGGCGGAGAUCUUAUGUCUUAUGACCGAAGGGGCAGACCUGGAGACCGUUAUGAUGGAAUGAUGAUGCAGUGUCAUGUGGAUGCCUGUGAUGACAUGCAACCACCAGAAUUGUUUGAGGGUGGCUCUGGAUAUGACUAUUCUUAUGCAGGGGGCCGUGGUUCAUAUGGAGAUCUUGGUGGACCCAUCAUCACAACACAAGUAACGAUUCCCAAAGAUCUGGCUGGAUCUAUUAUUGGAAAGGGAGGCCAGAGAAUCAAACAAAUACGUCAUGAGUCAGGAGCUUCGAUCAAAAUUGAUGAACCGUUAGAAGGCUCAGAAGAUCGGAUAAUAACUAUUACAGGAACACAGGACCAGAUACAAAAUGCACAGUAUUUACUGCAGAACAGUGUGAAGCAGUAUGCAGAUGUUGAAGGAUUCUAAUGCAAGAUUAUUUUUUCUUUUUUAUAGUGUGAAGCAGUAUUCUGGAAAGUUUUUCUAAGACUAGUGAAGAACUGAAGGAGUCCUGCACCCUUUUUUUUUUAUCUGCUUCUGUUUAAAAAGCCAACAUUCCUCUGCUUCAUAGGUGUUCUGCAUUUGAGGUGUAGUGGAAUCUUUGCUGUCCACCAGAUGUAAUGUUUUAGUUCCUUACAAAUAUUUGGGGGGGAGGGAAAGGGCGUGCAAGACUAACAUUGAAAUUUUGAAACAGCAGCAGAGAGAGUGGAUUUUAUUUUUGUUCAUUGUUGGUGGUAAAUUGUAAUGUUUUCUGUAACUAUUGUGAACACCUUGCUUUAUGUACACUGUAUUUUUUUUGAAGGGGGGAGAAUACUGGUAGUCCACGUGUCCCUGGCAUCCUUUAAGAGCAGUGUGCAGAAUGUAAUGCUCUUUUGUAAGAAACAUUUUAUGAUUUUUAAAUAAAUUUAGUGAACCUA
Molecule: messenger RNA, 2036 nt
Organism: Dromaius novaehollandiae (emu)
Lineage: Eukaryota; Metazoa; Chordata; Aves; Casuariiformes; Dromaiidae
Product: heterogeneous nuclear ribonucleoprotein K
Exons: 16
Coding region: 250-1548 (432 amino acids)
Molecular function (GO): RNA binding
Source: RefSeq, a predicted model, not a curated record